Messenger RNA from Perkinsus marinus ATCC 50983, 186 nucleotides. RefSeq lists its product as hypothetical. Lineage: Eukaryota; Perkinsozoa; Perkinsida; Perkinsidae. The transcript is spliced from 2 exons. The record is from RefSeq and is a predicted model, not a curated record. The annotation marks the transcript as partial.
GUAUUAGCUGUGAGUGUGGUAUAUGCAGCUGUUCAAUUCGAACAGUUCUAUCCAAUAGUAGUACACCUGUCGCAAGAUAAGAUAUCGUUGGCGAUAAUUUACAAUUUUGCUUUCGGCCUGAUAGUAGUCAUGAAUAAACUACUACUGCGGCUAUUUGUUGGGCAUCUUCGUGAUUUAGAAGUCGAA